AUGAAUCAAACAGGAACCUCUGACAACCUGUCCCUUGAUGUGCCUAGAGCUUCUCAUGUUAGGAGAAAGAGAGGUCUUUCUUUGAGAUCGCAGCUAUUCAACAAAACAUUGAUACAAAGCCAAACACCUAAUCAACCAAACCAAGCUUCAAGUUUGAAUCCGUUUGCAAGGAAUAAUGACACACAAGCUCAAAAUAUAGAUCAGCAACAAAUACUGAAUGAAUGGGAGGGUGAUUCUCGACAGCCUAAUUUAAUGGUGGGUAAUUCUGGUAUUAUACCACCUCAGAUCAAUAUUGAUGAACCUGCGGAAGAUAACGAUUUAAAGAAUAACACUCCCUAUUCUAUUCGGCAGCUUCAGUUAAGUAAUUCAACGGUACAACUUACUAUAAACUCCUCGAGAUCUGACGAAGGUCGCAGGUUGCUCCAUGAGAAGAGGAAACAAGCAAGACGUAACAGGGUUAUAAAGCUUAUGGUCAGAUUGAAAAACAGGCUAUUGGGCAUUGAUAACUUAAAGCCGACAGGUUAUGGGAGGCUUAUACCUUUAAGUGUAAACCGUUGCAACUUGAAUAGCGACUUUCAAGAUGAAUUUUAUGAUGGCCAUCACAAAUCUUUGAUUGAUGAGAGAAAUGGUGAGCCAUAUUGUAAUAAUGUGGUGACGUCGUCUAAGUAUAAUGCAUUUACUUUCUUACCAAAACAAUUGAAAGCACAAUUUUCAAAAAUUGCUAAUUGUUAUUUUAUGGUAGUGGCAAUCAUGCAAAUGAUUCCAACAUGGUCUACUACUGGUCAAUAUACUACGAUAGUACCUCUAUUGAUCUUUAUGUCGAUUUCGAUUGCAAGAGAAGGGUAUGAUGAUUGGAAGAGACACCUCAACGAUAAGGAGGAAAAUAAUAAGAGAACGACUGUCGUUAGAGAAGAUGAAGAUUUAAGUAAUUUUGAUACCCAUUCCAUAGCAACCAUUAUGACAGAAACUUUGCCAGUAAGUAACCCCGAGGGCAAUAACAUUUUUUUGUCUUCCAGUUCCUCUGCUUCAGAUUCAGAUUUGACCCCGCUGUAUACAAAUGUUGAUUUAUUAAAGAAAUAUAACUUGAAAGAGCACACAACCAGAUGGAAGAACGUUAAAGUAGGAGACAUUCUUAAAAUCAAGGAAAAUGAAUGGUUUCCUGCGGAUGUAAUUCUUUUAGCAACAAGCGAAGAGAUACAAGAAGCAUAUGUUGAAACUAUGGCAUUGGACGGUGAAACCAACUUGAAAUCUAAAAGACCGCAUUACGAAUUAUCGAAGAUAAUCUCGAAAGUCCCUGGAUUAAAAAGCGCCAGAGCAUUAUUUACUGUUGAAGAUCCUAACACUGAUUUAUACAAUUUCGAAGGACAGUUUACUUUGAAUGAAGAGAAUUUUGCAUUGGGACCUGAUAAUAUUGUCUACAGAGGAAGCAUUUUAAGAAAUACCAAAUCAGUGCUAGGAAUUGUAACAUUCACAGGCGAAGAGACAAAAAUAAGAAUGAAUAACAUUAAAAAUCCAAGAACAAAAGCCCCUAAAUUGCAAAAGAAUAUUAAUUAUAUCGUGAUCUUUAUGGUUUGCGUAGUAGUAUUGUUAUCAGCAUUUUCAACUAUGGCUCAAAGAUUAUUAUACAAAGAGAACAAACAUAAAGCAUGGUAUUUAUAUGGGCAAGAUGCUGGAGUUGCGCCAACAUUAAUGGGCUUUAUUAUUAUGUAUAAUACUUUGAUUCCUUUGUCUCUUUACGUUACGAUGGAAAUAAUUAAAGUAAUGCAAUUAUGUUUGGUUCAAUAUGAUAUCGAUAUGUAUCAUGUUGAAAGCAAUACUCCGGCCGAUGCCAAAACGGCUACAAUUCUAGAAGAACUAGGGCAAGUAAGUUAUAUUUUUAGUGACAAGACGGGAACUUUGACAGAUAAUAUUAUGAUUUUUAGGAAAUUUAGUGUGUGUGGUGUAAGCUGGUUGCAUGACUUAGAUGUUAAAGCUGGAAUCACAGGUGAUGACAGCCAAACCAAAGGAAACGAAACUCAUGCGUUACAUUCGCCUACAAAGACAAGUUUCCAAACAACUAUUAGGGAUACUUCGCAUACAAAUAGGAAGCCUAGUUUUCAAUCGGCAUUGGAAUAUCAGCCAAGAAGAAGUACCACAUCAAUAGCUCGUGAUAGUCUAGAUAUGAAGUCGUUUGAGUCAAAUUGGAGAUCAUCAGCAUUUCCAGCUAAAUCUCAAAAUUUACAAAAUUCAUUAGCCUUGCUAAGAUAUAUUCAAUCUCGCCCACAGACGAUAUUUGCUAAAAAGGCAAAAUUUUUCUUAUUAAGUAUCGCAUUGUGUAACACAUGUUUGCCGAAACGAAAAGAUACGAACAGAAAAAGCGAGGACUCAAACGAUAAUUUCUUAGAAGAUGAAAAUAUUAAAGAUGAGGAUCUUGAAUAUCAAGCCUCUUCACCCGAUGAAUUGGCUUUGGUACAGGCUGCUAGAGACUUAGGGUUCGUCGUGUUUAAUAGACUGCAUAGUCAAUUGAUCAUCAAAUUAUACCCAAACGGAUUCGAAGCAGAUCCAGUAAUAGAAACAUAUGAAGUCCUUGACGUAAUUGAAUUUUCCUCUGCUAGGAAGAGAAUGUCUGUUGUUGUUAAAUUCCCUGAUGGAAGAAUCUGUAUUAUUUGUAAAGGGGCUGAUAAUAUAAUCUUGGAAAAAUUAAGAAACUCUGAGCUAGCAAAACUGAAAGCGAAGGAAAUUUCUCUUAAUUCUGCUGAUCGUAAAACACAAGAAGCAGACGCUGUAUUACAAACGAAAUUCUCCAAUGAAAUUGAGUCGAGGAACUCAAUAUCCUCGUUAAAGAGAAGCUUGCAUAUGCGAACCAAUACAGAACCUAAUGCACUAGCUUCAAUUGAUAAUUAUUUGGCCAAUAAUGAAGAAUGUGAAAUUGAUGAUAUCGCAUCUAAAUCUAGGAAAUCCUUACAUGAGCACCAAGCAAAGAAAUAUAGUAUCGAUGUUACAAGCCAUGGUGAUACAGAUAUAUCACACACAAGAAAAGUUAAAGACUUCAAGCAAUUUAUUCCUAACGAUAAAUUGCUUGUCAACGAUGAAUUUAUUUUUGAGAAAACUUUAGAACAUAUAGAAGAAUUCUCAACCGAAGGACUUAGAACAUUAUUAUAUGCCUUUAGAUGGUUGGAUAUGAGAGAGUAUGAAGACUGGUCCAAUGAAUAUAGCGAGGCAAAGACAGCACUCUCUGACAGGGCCGGCAGAGUAGAAGAUGUGGGAGGUCGUAUUGAGAACAACUUUGAAUUGUGUGGUGCAACAGCUAUUGAAGAUAAAUUACAGAAUGGUGUUAGUGAGGCUAUUGACAAGCUUCGAAGAGCGGGAAUUAAAAUGUGGAUGCUUACUGGAGAUAAAAGAGAGACCGCCAUUAACAUUGGUUACUCUUGUAGACUAAUCAAGGAUUAUUCUACGGUUGUUAUUUUGAGUUCAGAAAUAGGGAGAGAGUCAUUGUCUCAGCUAGUUAGUUCAACAAUCCAUGAUAUACAAGGAGGGAGAAUAGCACAUUGUGUUGCAGUCGUUGAUGGUGCUACUUUAGCUGAUAUUGAAAAUGAUACGAAUUUAAUGACGACUUUUAUUGAUUUAUGUGUGCAAACUGAUUCAACUAUCUGUUGUCGUGCUUCACCUUCGCAGAAGGCAAGUAUGGUGAGUGCUAUUCGUAAUUUGAAAAAAGAUGCUGUAACUUUGGCUAUAGGAGAUGGUGCAAAUGACAUAGCCAUGAUUCAAAGUGCAGACAUUGGUGUGGGAAUUACUGGAAAGGAAGGAUUACAAGCUGCAAGGUCAGCCGAUUAUGCAAUUGCCCAAUUUAGGUUUUUGUUAAAAUUACUUUUAGUAAACGGCAGGUAUAACUAUGUUAGGACUGCAAAGUUUGUUUUAUGCACUUUUUAUAAGGAGUUGUUUUUUUACCUAACCCAAGCAAUUUAUCAAAGGAAUACCCUAUUUUCAGGAUCAUCCAUGUAUGAAAGCUGGUCCUUAUCAAUGUUCAAUACCUUGUUUACUUCUCUUCCAGUUUUAUGUGUUGGUAUGUUCGACAAAGAUUUGAAACCUGCAACCUUGUUAGCAGUUCCCGAACUUUAUGCAAAGGGAAGGUUGUAUCAAGCAUUCAACUUAAAAGUUUUUAUUUCAUGGAUGGCUUUAGCAACUUUGCAGAGUGUUGGUGUUUCAUUCUUAGCAUAUUAUGUCUGGGGGUUUACUGCCCUUCAAGAUAACACCACUUUUCCGUUAGGGAAUUUAGUUUUCAGUGCAUUGAUAAUUGUUAUCAAUGCAAAGUGUGAAUUGAUAGAAAUGCAGAAUAGACAAUGGUUGGCAUUUGCAGCGUUUAUCAUUUCUGUUGGUGGAUAUGGUCUCUGGAAUGUAUUGAUUAUGGCGUUAUACCGAACAAAAGAUUCAACAAUAUACUUUGUUGCCUACGGUCUCACGACUUUUGGAAGGGACCAAUCAUGGUGGGCUUCUUUACUACUUUUGGCCAUUAUUCCUAUACUUUUAGAUACCCUAUUUAAAGUUUUUAAGUUUAUUUUCAAUCCUAGUGAUGACGAACUAUUCAAAAUGUUUGAAAAGGAUAUUGAAAUGAGACGAUUUUUUGAGGAAGAAUCUUACGAGGAAUUACAGCAAGGAUGGACAUUCGUAAAGGAAGAAUCAAUAUGGAAGAGACGUGCAAUUCUUAUCUGGAAGGCAAUUAUUCGGAGAUUCAGAUCGCCAGACCAAAUGUUUAAUACAGGAGAAAUUGAAUUAGAAAAUAUGCCAGUUCAUAGAAAAAGAGCCGGAACCGAUCCAAACCCGACAGAACUUCCACCUGGUAGCGAGGGGACGGUUAUUUAUAGCGGUGAUACUCAAUAUCACGAGUCAUCAACAUUCGAUAUUUUGCCUAGUGGUAAGAGGGUGAAAACCAAUAAAGAGGGUGUCUGGAAUAAAUUGGGUUCAAAAUUGGUAUCCAAAAAAAAUUCGAACAAUGAAAGUGGCAUGGCAGAUGAAGAAGUCGACGCUAUUAUCGAGCAGAGGUUAAAUGGGUUAAGAAACGAAGAAAGAAUUUCUAACUGA
This is a messenger RNA of Debaryomyces fabryi, 5058 nucleotides long. Its product is annotated as aminophospholipid-translocating P4-type ATPase. Gene Ontology annotation, biological process: intracellular protein transport; post-Golgi vesicle-mediated transport; endocytic recycling. Gene Ontology annotation, molecular function: ATP hydrolysis activity; magnesium ion binding; ATPase-coupled intramembrane lipid carrier activity. The coding region runs from base 1 to 5058 and encodes 1685 amino acids. Gene Ontology annotation, cellular component: plasma membrane. The transcript has a single exon. The record is from RefSeq and is a predicted model, not a curated record. Lineage: Eukaryota; Fungi; Ascomycota; Pichiomycetes; Serinales; Debaryomycetaceae.